Pistacia vera is the source of this 1537-nucleotide messenger RNA. RefSeq names its product DNA-directed RNA polymerase III subunit RPC6. Gene Ontology annotation, biological process: transcription by RNA polymerase III. The record is from RefSeq and is a predicted model, not a curated record. The transcript has 2 exons. Gene Ontology annotation, cellular component: RNA polymerase III complex. NCBI's taxonomy places the organism in Eukaryota, Viridiplantae, Streptophyta, Magnoliopsida, Sapindales, Anacardiaceae. Bases 406 to 1146 code for a protein of 246 amino acids.
UUCUUAAAAAUUUAAGUUUAAAUUUUGGAUCUGUAUUUAAGAAUUUUCACAAGUACAGAUGUGAAAAAUCAAACAAAUUCAAAAAGUGUUGCAUUUACGGCAGUUAAAUCUGUUUUACAUUACCGGCAUGAGAAUUCUUCGAUUUCAUUUGGGGUUUUACUGUUAAAAAAAAAUUAAAAAAUAAAAAAUAAAAGAAGCUCGUCACUCUACAGUGACGGAAACAACAGAGAGCCGGGUAGAAAUAAAACCCUCCAAAACCCUUCUGUUGAGGAACGUCGCCUAUUUGGCAUUGGUUCCAUCUGUUUUAGCAGAGCUCCGAUUUCGUGCAUUGGCCUUUUCCUUCCAGAUAUGGAAUAAGUCAGUUGCGAGGGCCUUCAUCGGUGGUUUGUUAUUCUUUGAAUCAGAAUGAGUCGGUCACAAGGGCCUUCAUCCAAUAAGCGGAAAAGGCCAGACUUGAAUUCACCUGCUGAUCCUCUAACAGAACAUGAGCGCCUGCUCUAUGACGUAAUCAGAAGCAAACAAGAUAUGGGUAUGUGGUCAAGAGACAUGAAAAGGGAGACCAACCUCCCUGAUAAUAUGGUUAAUAAAUCCCUCAAAUCACUCCAAGCCAAGAAUUUGAUCAAAGAGGUCGUGAAUAUUCAAAACAAGGGAAAGAAACACUUCAUGGCAUCAGAGUUUGAACCCUCGAAGGAAAUCUCUGGUGGAGCCUGGUAUGCUGGUGGGAGCUUAGACACAGAAUUUAUAACACUUGUGAGAGAACAAUGUGUAAAGCACAUAUUCCGUUUGAAGCUUGCUACUUUGGAGGGAGUUUCAGAUUUAAUUAGAAGGAGUGGGGUAUUUGCAGUUGACUUGUCGAAUCAGCAAAUUGAAGAGAUCAUGAAGGCUUUGGUUUUGGAUAAUGAAAUUAAUGAAUUGAAGAGUAAUGGAAGCGGGGAGUUUGCUAGUAUUCCGAAUGGAAAAACUUGUUAUAAAUGCGUAAGUAAGGAAAGCCGUGGGGGUGAAAAGGGAGGCAGUGGAGGUGAACCAAAGAUAGGGGCCUUGGCUUCCAUUCCUUGUGGAGUUUGUCCACAGAUAAAUCUUUGUACACCUGAUGGCAUAAUCUCCCCGACAACCUGUGUCUAUUACACCAAAUGGUUGGACUUCUAAAUCUACUGUAUUUAGCCACAACGUUUCAGUUCAGAUAUGAUGUCGCGAGAUUAAAUGUCAAACAAUUUUGUUCAUGUUGGUUGGUAUUAUUAGGAUUGUUAAUUGCUUAUAAGGUUUUAGUUGAGAGAAGAUUUGAGAAAGGAAAGAAUUGUGAUAUUGCAGGAAUUAUUUAUAAGUUGUGAGUUGUGAGAAAUAGGGUGGAUAUAUUAUGUAGAUGAUGACACAUUUAUGAAGAUGGCUAAACAAGAAGUAUUCUAUUUGAAAUUCUUGACUCUUGAAGCAACUGGUAUUCAACAAUGUUUUGAGACCGGAUUGGGCCUUGACUUGGUCAAGGGCUCGGUUCACAGUUUUACCGGUAGUCUAAAAAGUUUGAAAUCUUGCAAAAACACCC